This is a messenger RNA of Sphaeroforma arctica JP610, 1272 nucleotides long. RefSeq lists its product as hypothetical. Gene Ontology annotation, biological process: maturation of SSU-rRNA from tricistronic rRNA transcript (SSU-rRNA, 5.8S rRNA, LSU-rRNA). The record is from RefSeq and is a predicted model, not a curated record. Bases 127 to 642 code for a protein of 171 amino acids. NCBI's taxonomy places the organism in Eukaryota, Ichthyosporea, Ichthyophonida. The transcript is spliced from 3 exons. Gene Ontology annotation, cellular component: preribosome, small subunit precursor; nucleolus; 90S preribosome.
CCGUAAAAACGGACCUUGAUCAAAAUUAAAAUCAGUGUACUUCGUCGUAAAAAUAAGUAUUUUUGAAAAUAUAAUCGGGUGACGGGUGGUGCUACAGCCAUACUAUACUACAAUCCACAGUACAAGAUGGGGAAAUCAAAGAAGGAACGGAAAAGUCUAAUGAAGUCGGCGGCAACUGCCCAGGCUGCAAAAGCCGGUGGCCUCAGUCAAAAGACUGGGGGAAUAUACAAACGUCCUACGCGACUCGACAAGAAGAUCGAAAAGAAGGCUUCGUUCAUGCAAAAAAUCGAAGACUCUAAAGCGAAAAAAGUCAAAGUCGAGGUGGCGAAGAAAAGGAAAAGGAAUCCUUUAAUGAAGGGGGGAUUUGAGCUUAUGUUGGACUCGCUUGGAGACAUCGACAGUGUGGUCAAGGAAAUCGAUAUCAAACAGCUUCAAGCGCAAGCGAGUGCACUAGCAUCUCGCCCCAUCACUUCGCGAAAGGGCAGGCAAUACGCACUCGUAAAUGAAUCUCAGCGCUUGCAAAACAUCGUGUCCAACUCGGCGUAUAGGGCAAAUCCGCUCGCGGCUUUGAGGUCACAUCUAGAACAACAACAAAAUAUUGCUGGAGAAAUUGAGAAACGACUUGCAGGUGCUACAAAGUGAUGGGGGAAAUUAGGAUUCGUGCGUUCGCAAAUGUAGUACUUCAUGGGUAUACUUACCGUACUCAUCCGUGAGCUGGAAGUCAUAGGCGAUAGCAUUGAAAUUAGCAACAGUAAAUGCCGAUCAAUACUCACGGUCGAGUGUUGCCAAGAAGACGUGCCGCUUGCACGUGUACAGUGGACAUUGAUAACUAAGCCUGCACAAUAAUCUACUAACGGGCUGCCGAGGCGAGGAAGAAAUACCACCUGUGGAGGUGAUCACGCCAACCGAACCAGACUAUCAACCCUGACGGAUUGGCGUGUCACAACUAUUCUGUCCUGACACAUUGGGCAACUGUCGAACCAGUGCGCAAUUCAGGUUUAAAUGAGACCUUCAAAUAAUGCCGUUCAGCCAAGUUCAUGAGCAGUGGUCGGUGUUGCCUCGAGGCAGAUGCGUACUCGGAUGGACUGUCCAUCCAAGAUUAUAGCUUCGCCCCCUAGUUCAGCCGAUAACUCUGCAUUGUGUUCAUGAUGCCUCGAGAUUAUAUGAAAUGAUUCUUUUGUGACCUAAUCACGGUAUUUAAUUGAUUAGGAGACUAAAUGAACUAAUGUCGCAUUAAAAAAGGACAAGUGACAUUCAAUUCUUGUUUCUAAC